UUCAGAAGCAUAUUGGCAGACUGCAUACUUAGACAUGUGCUGUGUUAAAAUGCUUAUCUGCAAAACACCAGUAAGAGGGGAAAAAUCUUAUCAGAAAUCAUAAGAAAACCCACCACGCACAGAUCUUCAUCCUUAGUAAGACUGACAGACAACAACUUACUUCUUGGAGAAUACCAGAAAUUCCUACUUCCACUAUUACUUUUCUACCAUUUUCUAAAUAAAAACAGCAUAUGUGGCACUGCUGCAAAUAAACAUAGUCAGCUCUGCUGCUUGUAACAGCAGCACUUACUGCAAUUCAAAAUGUGGUCAAACAACCUUUACGAGAUCUGAGAUCUAUUUAAAUUAUCUGUAUCAUCUGGCAAAUAAACCCCUUUGCAACCAAAAUGCUGCAUAGAGACCAAAAAUAUUUUUAUACAGGUCAGAGGUGCCGGCCUAAUUUACCUAAACUAUGAAAAUGGACAAGAUGUUUCAUCUUGUAACAUUUUCUGGAACAACCCUGUCUCACAGAAGAUCUCGUUUUAGCUUCUACCAUUGUACUUUGGAAAAGCUCUAUUUGCAAACUUGAGUGCUAAGGUUUUUCGUCUUCUAUGCAUUUCCCCAGUGCAGGUCACUGAAACUACCAACGCUGUAGUUUUGCUAAGCCAACGCUACUGCCACUGAAGGCACUCGUAUGGCCUGUGAGACCCUUGUUCCUGGUUCCCUCAGCAGUGCCGGCAUUCACACAGCCACACUAUGAGGCAAAUCAGAGACCUGAUCUUAGGGACAGCUAAGCAGAAGGUGGAGAAUAAACAACCGUAACAACUUGUAAACCAGCCCACAGCUGAACCGAACCGCGACAGGUUCGACACCUCCGAGCACCGCGCUACGCCCCAUAGCCCUCCCCGGCGCGCCUCGCUCCCCAUGCUGCGCUCGCAGGCCUGACCCGCGCCCGCCGGGGAGAGCCGGGCUGGGCAGCACGGCACGGCAGGGAAGCGAAGGGGCGCUCCCAAGGUCACCGGCGGGGCGCACGACGGGGUACCUCAAGCACCCCAGGCUCGCGGGGAGGGUUUUCGGUGGAAGCCGUGGCCUGUCGGGAUGAGUUUUCUGCUGCCUAAACUGACCUGUAAGAGGGAAGUGGAUCAGGCAAUAAAAAGCGUGGCUGAGAAGGUUCUGGUUCUCCGGUUUGGAAGAGAUAACGAUGCCGUCUGUCUACAGCUCGAUGAUAUUCUUGCAAAGACGGCUCAUGACCUAAGUAAAAUGGCAGUGAUUUACCUGGUGGAUGUUAACAAGGUUCCAGUGUACACCCAGUAUUUUGACAUCAGUUAUAUUCCAUCUACUGUAUUUUUCUUCAAUGGACAACACAUGAAGGUUGAUUAUGGGUCUCCAGAUCAUACCAAAUUUGUAGGAAGCUUCAAAACAAAGCAAGACUUUAUAGAUCUGAUUGAAGUGAUUUACCGUGGUGCAAUGCGUGGAAAGCUCAUUGUGAGAAGUCCCAUUGAUCCCAAUAACAUUCCUAAAUAUGACCUUCUCUACCAAGGAAUUUAAUGGGUUAACCUGAGAUAAAGAAUUAUGGAAAUGGUUGAUGUUCUAGAACCCAUUUUUUCUUCAAGCCUGCUUAGCCACCUCUGAUACUGUGGGACAGUUUGAGCAUUUACGUUGAAGGAUCAUAUUGGUCUCGUUCUGAAGACAGACGUUCUGUCACCUCAUACUUCUCUUGUGAAUAAAGCUACAUGUUCAUGCUUAGAACU
Messenger RNA from Strigops habroptila (Kakapo), 1727 nucleotides. RefSeq names its product thioredoxin like 4B (gene TXNL4B). The record is from RefSeq and is a predicted model, not a curated record. The transcript is spliced from 4 exons. NCBI's taxonomy places the organism in Eukaryota, Metazoa, Chordata, Aves, Psittaciformes, Psittacidae. Bases 1075 to 1524 code for a protein of 149 amino acids. Gene Ontology annotation, biological process: mRNA splicing, via spliceosome. Gene Ontology annotation, cellular component: spliceosomal complex; U4/U6 x U5 tri-snRNP complex; U5 snRNP.